AUGCGUGAAGCUGACAGCUUUCGUAGCAUCAGUUUUUCGACUCCAGUGACUCAUCUCCCCCAACUUGCGAUUCUCAAGCUUCUGAAACAGGUCAAAGAGAGCAAGAUACACAAACCUGGACCACUUGGAUAUAUUCAUUCCGUUGAGUGCGAAUUAGGGACUAGAAACGGAUCCGCUCUCCAGCAAAGGUCAUGCCAUGACAUGCAAUACUUCUUAAUUUGUGCUCUGUUAGGCUACGCCGCUGCCAUUGAAAUGUUCGGCAGAGACCAGUCUUCAGCGGUCAAAGGACGGUUAAUGUGCGACGGAAGGCCUGCUGUCGGUGUAAAGGUUAAGCUGUGGGAUGUUGACCGAACGGACGCAGAUGAUCUUAUGGACGAGAAAUUCACAGACACAAACGGUGAAUUCCAUCUGGCUGGAUGGACGAAAGAGUACACUACCAUUGAUCCGAAACUCAGCAUCUAUCAUGAUUGCAACGAUGGUAUCAAGCCCUGUCAACGGAAGUUCUCCAUCCUCAUUCCAGACAGUUACGUGAGCUCCGGAAAGGUACCAAAGAAGGUUUACGAUGCUGGUACAAUUCAACUGGCCGGUUCAUUCCCCGGUGAAAGCCGAGAUUGCAUCAACUAG
Molecule: messenger RNA, 624 nt
Organism: Necator americanus (New World hookworm)
Lineage: Eukaryota; Metazoa; Nematoda; Chromadorea; Rhabditida; Ancylostomatidae
Exons: 7
Coding region: 1-624 (207 amino acids)
Cellular component (GO): cell surface
Source: RefSeq, a predicted model, not a curated record